GGGUAGCCGUCGUUCCGCCGCCGGCGGACAGGCCCCACCGAAAAUGAGCACCACCCCGAAGUGGUACUGCCGCAACAAAUCCCAGCCGAUGCACACGUUCGCGGAAAUCGGCAAAUUGGGCCUGGAGCUGCGGCGGAUUACCAAGCGCAUAGUGAUCGAUGUCAACUCGGCGAUAUUCAGCGAACAUGACACCAUUUUGGAGGAGUGCGAGCGGGUGGUUGAGCAGUACUGGAACCUCAAGGACGAGACCAAAAAUGCCGACUUCCAGUCGCUCUCGAAGAAGAUCAAGAGGAGUCCCUACAACCAGCUGCUGAUGAAGAAGUUCCAUUUGAUUAUGGAUCUCAAUGACAGACGUUUCUGCCAGCUCACCUUUGUCCUCAAGCGGACUUUGAGUUUCCUGCUCCGCAAGUCAAUGCAAUCGGAGAUGUGGCUGAACUGGGCGCUGCACAUCACCCAGUUGUACAACAAGUGCCGGAAGGUAGAAAAACCCCUGGUUCCUGCGGAAGUGGAUAGUCAACCAGGUGAGGAGGAGCCAGCGGAGGAGGAACCCAAGUUGGGCGGCAAGAGGAAAGAGGAAAUGCCCGCCAAUGUCUGCAGCAAUAUGUAUCCUGCCCUGCUCCUGGCUCUGAAGCCCAUUGACUUCGGCUACGUUCUGCAGUUAGUGGCCCAGACCCGGGUGGAGCAGAAUGCUCUGGAUCUGGUUUUUGGUCUCUUUAAUAUGGGCGAGCAGGAUGCCUGGCGGGAGCAGCAGAACCUGGAGUCCACCUCCUCCAGCCUGGAGAUUCUGCGCACCCUAAACAUAUCCUUUGCCGCCGGCGAUUACCAACCGUAUUGCGACUCCGCCCAGGACUACAAGUCCAUGCAGAUGCAGAUGGCGGAUGCCAGUCUCCAGGUCCAGGAUCAUGACCACCAGAGCCUGCGCUGCAAGCACACGGAGAGCUUCCUGCAGAAGGAGCGGGUCUUCAUAGCCCAGUUGAUAGCCAAGGCCACGGAAAUUAGUCCUACCAUUUUCGAUAAUGGCAAAAAAGGGCCUGUAGACAUGAAUGUUUACAUCGUCAAGGGUUUGCGAUUGCUUUGGUCCUAUGUGGGCAUUAUUUUGGACCACAUACUGCUCUGGUGGAUAGACAACCCAGUGUCCUGUUAUCGCCUCACCCAUAUCGACUCCAUACGCAGCUGGCUCUAUCAUCAAAGUGUGAACGACAUCCCCGAGCCCGUUUUCUCAACACUUCGUGGAAUUGGUGAAAUCCUUACAGGAUUCGUUUGCAACAAUAUUUGGGAUCAGCUCUUCCGCCUCACUCUUAUAUCUUCAAAUAACACCAGUCGCUUGGUGAAUGUGGUAGCAGAGCAGUACCGCGAUUGCCCCAAAAAUGAAUUUGGAACCCCAACCGGCACCGUAUGGAUUAGUAUUUUCGCCAACCUAGUAAACCUGAGUAACCAAUACUUCUCCAAUCUGGAGGCGCACAAUAAUUCCAGCUUGCUGCCGGUGGCCGAGCAGAUACCCAUACUACAUAGGCUCGAUCAUUCGGUGCACUCGAUGCGUUUAUGGGUCACUGAGCAAGCCAAGCUGCUUUGCUGCGAGUGGAAAAUGGACCGCUUUUUUCAGAUCCUGGAGCACGAUGUCAAGCUGUGCCUGAAUGUCUUCAUUACCUUUCAACUGCCGAAACUCACUGCCGACCUCAGCGAUAUCCUGAUGCUGGUCUGUGUGGCCCUGCGGACCAAGCUCAUCGCCGAGGUCAACGCCAAUAUAGACAAGCUUAAGAAAACCACCGACGAGUGUGUUCAGAUCCUGUCAGCAGUUUGCCGGGUCCUCAGCCUGGCCAACUUUACGCUCUGCUUUCCCGCCGCCAACUUCUGGCAGCGCGAGUUGUACAACAACGACGAGAAGAGCCUCUACGUGGGCUAUGUGCUGGACGAGAUCUAUCUGCCCACCAUACGAGCCACCAAGGACAUUGUCAUCCUCAAGCUGAUCCUGAAGCUCAUCUGCGAGGCCUGGCUGGACUUCAUCUACCAGAAACGCAUCCGUUUCAGCGUGAAUGGAGCAGUUCGAUUGCUGAAUGACUUCGAUGAUGUGCGCGAGUGGAUCCUGGCCUGCACCUUGCUGGAUGAGGAGCAGCUGGAGAAGCUGAGCAACCACGAGGUGCUGCGCAUGUGCAAGGGCGUGGGCAAGAUACUGCUCCGCAAGCCGGAGGAUGUGAUCUCCAUAACGCAGUCGCCCAAGUUCGACAAGAAGGCGCAGGACACCUCCGCCCAGGACACCCAGCUGCCCUCGGAGAUGUUCGUCUCCAACCAGAAGCACUGGCUGCAACUUCGCGCCAGUGGAGGCAACGGAUUCCCCUUCCUGAAACUCUGCUGCGGAGACGCCGCCAUGUAGU
Drosophila biarmipes is the source of this 2372-nucleotide messenger RNA. RefSeq lists its product as uncharacterized. The coding region runs from base 44 to 2371 and encodes 775 amino acids. The record is from RefSeq and is a predicted model, not a curated record. The transcript has 10 exons. Lineage: Eukaryota; Metazoa; Arthropoda; Insecta; Diptera; Drosophilidae.